UUUUCACUAGGCCCAUAUAAGGGUAAAUUUAAAUACCCAAGUCCAUUAAUUAGUUAAGUCACGUGGAGUCACGUGGAUAGUCUUCUUCUUCUUAUUCUUACAUAUAAAACCCCUAAAGUCUUCAGAAUUAUUUUAGCCGCCGCUUAGUUCAGUAUCAAAUUGAGGAAGCAAGCAUGGUGGGAUUUAAGAACAGAUACAUGUUAAUGGAGGUUUUUCUGGAUCCAGACAAGGAUCUUCUCGGAGAAGGAACUCCAAUUAUUCUUACACAGUUCAAUCUAUCCAAAGCGAUCAAAGACAGCAUCCUCGUCAAUUUCGGGGAGUGUGGUUUAGGUUCGUCUCUGGGAUCCUUCCAGGUGAAAUACGUGAAUCCAAUCACGAAGCUAUGCAUUGUAAGAUCAUCAAGAGAGGAACACAGACAAGUGUGGUCGGCAAUCACGUUGGUCAAAAGCAUCGGAAACUGUCCGGUGGUCCUAAACUUGCUAGAUAUCAGCGGUUGCAUUAGAGCGUGUAAAGAGACGGCCUUGAAGUGCGACAAGGAGAAGUUUGAGCAGUCUAGUAAAAGCUUGUCUGAAGAGGAGAUUCGGCAGAUGAACAGUUGUCUCGAGAAGAUCAAACUUUUGGAAAACUGAAACUGUUUCUUCGAAUUAGAUAGACCCACUAAGUUUUGAAAGUGUACAAUCUUUUCCCUUUUAUGUGUAUUUUUUUUUUCUGAAUUCUGGAAUACAAAAGGGAUAUGGAAACAUCAUCAUAUCAUCAUCCAUGGGAAUAUUUGUAGUUCGGAUUAUUGGGUUAUCUCUUCUUAAAACUAAAAAAGAGAAAUUAUUUGUGAGA
Molecule: messenger RNA, 831 nt
Organism: Capsella rubella
Lineage: Eukaryota; Viridiplantae; Streptophyta; Magnoliopsida; Brassicales; Brassicaceae
Product: probable ribonuclease P/MRP protein subunit POP5
Exons: 1
Coding region: 174-629 (151 amino acids)
Biological process (GO): tRNA 5'-leader removal
Cellular component (GO): ribonuclease P complex
Molecular function (GO): ribonuclease P RNA binding
Source: RefSeq, a predicted model, not a curated record